Molecule: messenger RNA, 1167 nt
Organism: Caenorhabditis remanei
Lineage: Eukaryota; Metazoa; Nematoda; Chromadorea; Rhabditida; Rhabditidae
Exons: 2
Coding region: 1-1167 (388 amino acids)
Molecular function (GO): protein binding
Source: RefSeq, a predicted model, not a curated record
AUGCCCUCUGCCACCUACCAAUAUUUAUUGGACUCUACGGAGACUCCCAGCUCAAACACAUCCCUGCAUUGUCUCCCUGAAGAUGUUUGUCUUCCCAAAGGGCACUCCAGCCGCGUCGCGGUCGUGAGUUGCGGUCUCCCCUCGACACCACCAGACAUUGAUUCCUCAUCUCAUUUGUACUCACUCUCCGCUGCCAAAAUGACGACUCCGUUUCCUCUCUUACGUCUUCCAAGACUUGCGCUGAUUCCUGUUUUUCAACAAAUGGAGCUUAUUGAAGUAAUCGCCUUCUCCCUAAUCUCUCAAAAAAGUUACAAUCUCUCAAAAUACCUUCGCAAAAAAACAUCUUUCCGCUACAUUGGUCUGGAAAUAGAGAAUAACUGCGUUCGUAUGAGGAUUGCUCUGACAGAUGGAUCAUCCCUAACACUGUAUUUCUACACAGAUGUCUUGACGACGGUAGAAGUGUUUUGUCCGUACAAAAAAAUUCAAUGGAAAAAUAUCGGAUUAUCUGCAGAACAAUGGAUUCAGCGAGUUUUCAAUAUAACAAAAUGUUCAUUUUUAAGUAAACUAUGGCUCAAUGGGACACCAGACAACAAUGUGCUCUCGUUUUUUAAUGUAGUUUCCAAAGUCUCUGACCUCCAAAUCUCGCUCGACUGCACAAACGCUUUUGCUACACAAGCACUGCAAAUUCUCUUGCCAGUCACUUCAUCGAUCACUUUGUUUAAAGUUCCCUUUUCGACUCGAGAAGAAUUCCAAAGAUUUUGGUUGAGGGAUGUGAAAUGUUUGACUAUCUACAACAAAAAUCUAUCGAGAUUUCAAUUCAACCUUAACUAUCUUCUAGUUUCGAAUGCAGUCAAACUUGACUUGAGAGAGAUCUCAUUGAGGCUGAGUGACCUCAACCGUUUCUUCUCACGCUGGUUAAACAAAAAAUCUAAUCAUCGGCUGGAGCAUCUGUCAGUGAAGUCAGUUGGGCAUUUCGAUGAAGACGUUCUUCUAAAAGGAUUAAAUGCUACUCGUUUUACAGAAAACCGGACUAGAGAAUUCUCGUUUUUUGAAUUCAAAGAAGUCGCUGGAGGGUUUGAUGUGAGAAGAAUAGAUGGAAAGUUGGCAGCUAUUACAUUUGGAAGUUGUUAUAAGGGAGCAUUCAUCAACUUUGACGCUUGUUUAUAG